This is a messenger RNA of Aspergillus alliaceus, 2154 nucleotides long. RefSeq names its product developmental regulator FlbA (gene flbA). Lineage: Eukaryota; Fungi; Ascomycota; Eurotiomycetes; Eurotiales; Aspergillaceae. Gene Ontology annotation, biological process: intracellular signal transduction. Bases 1 to 2154 code for a protein of 717 amino acids. The record is from RefSeq and is a predicted model, not a curated record. The transcript is spliced from 4 exons.
AUGCCAACCAUAUCUUCCAUUCCCCUCGACCAAGGAUCUCCUCCCUCUUCACAUCUUCGUCAUUCUCACCACCGUCUUCCUACCCAAUCUUCUCUCUCUACUGUACCUGUGCCGGUCUCUACCUCCCCGGACGACUUCUCUUCUUCUACUCCCUCUUGUCCUCUCAACUCCGCUACCCCCGCGGCUGUCGCACCCCCCACGACCAGAACUGCUACCUUCACGAGCACUACCAGUUUCACUGGCUCCGUAAUUGGUUCGAUCUCGCGACGCAAUCGCCGUUCUUUCGCUGCUCUAGCUCGUGAGAAGACUUCGAACGCUCUUGCCAACCUUUCGGCCAUUGGAGGUACUGCAAACGCUACCCUACGCUCUUCAGCCUCGUCCGGAAGCUUGUCGAAGCAUUCGCGCAAGCCUUCCCAAGUCAGCGUCAGUGAAGCUUCAGGAGUUUCGCCGUUGACUCCGCCAUUAUCCGACAGCAGUACUAGCAGCGAGCAAUUGAGCAACGCGCCUAUUGAGUCCUCCGCCAACCCGUUUUCCCCGGCUGUGGCCGAACAAGUCGAAAGGCGCCGCCAGACCCUUCAACACGUUCCAUCUUUGGUAGGACAACAGACGCAAGCUAUAAUCCCGUCAAAAAUGCAUCAAACAUCGUCGAGGCUAUUGCGUAUGACCGAAGAUGAUCGUCCUUUUACAAAGGAUUUUAUGGAUUUGUUCUCCACCCUGAUGGUCAGCCUAAAGCUAGAUUCGCAUCGCGUACGAUUUACGAGAUAUGACCACUCGUUCACAUCUGAAGAAGCAAUCAACAAUCUUGGGUCCCUUAAGUUUUCCCAGUCGAACCGCAUGCCAGACCCUAAGGAUCCGUCUCGGAUCGUUACGACCACAACGACAACUACUUUCUCCAUGGCUAAGGAAAUGGCUCGCUCAGUAUGUCAACGGUUUGUUGACGCUCGGUUCAUCGAAUCUGUUGACGGCAAAGCUUCCCAAUUUUUCCCGCUGAAGGGUGCUUUAUAUCAACUUACUCCCAAAGGAAUCAAUAUUUUGCAAAGGUUUUGUCAGAGAAAUGGGAUUACUGCACGCCAUGUGAUCGAUGUGUUGGAAUCUCCUCGCAAUACAAUGCAGCUUGUCAAUCUGGAGCGCGAUUCUGAAACCGAUAAGUUAUCGCAUGACCGAGCCACUAUCGAAGUUAUAUUUCGCCGGUUUGCUGGCCAGGAUGGGCCGAAUGUCAAAAGCAGUAUUUCCACCUCGGACUCGGAUUCGCUGAGCGAUUAUUCGAAUGGUCUAGUUGGGGUUAAGAUGGCCAAGGAGCGUAAAAUCAACGAAAAGAUUGUUGCCAACACAUUUACUGGAAAGGUCGCGGUGGAUUGGUUGAUGGAUUGUUCGACUACUAUUGAACGCCGGGAAACUGUUCUCAUUGCCGAACUGUUUGUCAAAUAUGGAUUGAUCACAAUGUUACAGGAAGAUAAGAUGAUACCUCUGCCGGACAACUCGAUAGUUGGAUUCCAGCCAUCCAAGAACGCAAUCUAUGGAAUCACGGAACGAGGCCAACGGGUUUGUGGAUGGAUAGCACGGGACAAGUCUCGUGACACUACGGCCUACGAUAGCCGCGGUAUUCCAAAGGAUUCGAACAAUGCCCGAUUGAAUCACAUUCUCCAUGAUCCUGCUCUGCGACUUCUCUUCCGUGAAUUCCUCCGCUAUUCUCUGUGUGAAGAGAACUUGUCCUUCUACCUGGAUGUGUCAGAGUUUACUGCAACUUAUCACAAGGCGGAGAAGGUGGGCACGUUCAAGAAGCCUGAUUCUGUUCGUGAGACUCUGGCUGCAGCAUAUGGUCUUUAUAAUGCCUUCUUGGCCCCCGGAUCUCCUUGUGAGCUUAACAUUGACCACGCAUUGCGCAACAGUUUGGCCAGUCGCAUGACCAAGGCUGUAGGCGAUGACGAAUCAAUGUUCAAGAGUCUUCAGGAAGUCGUGCACUUAUUCGAGAUGGCGCAGACUUCUGUUUUCAAACUGAUGUCAAGUGAUUCUGUCCCGAAGUUUUUGCGCGACCCUAAGUACGCUCAUGUUCUCCAGGAGCACGACGUAGACUUGAUCGGGGUUACGAGGUCUUAUUCGCCUACCCCAGCUCAAGUUCCGGAACGCUCGAUGAGUCGCUCGGCUCGGUCAUGA